Molecule: messenger RNA, 1122 nt
Organism: Laetiporus sulphureus 93-53
Lineage: Eukaryota; Fungi; Basidiomycota; Agaricomycetes; Polyporales; Laetiporaceae
Exons: 6
Coding region: 1-1122 (373 amino acids)
Biological process (GO): mitotic sister chromatid cohesion; maintenance of mitotic sister chromatid cohesion
Cellular component (GO): chromosome, centromeric region; Ctf18 RFC-like complex; nucleus
Source: RefSeq, a predicted model, not a curated record
AUGGCUGAAUGUGCUCUCAGGUUUUCCUCCUCGAUAACCACAGAUCUCGGAGAAUAUAAGCUCAUGGAACUACCUUCUGAGGUAUAUAAGCUCAUGGAGUGUGUUGAUGGAGGCGGCUCCAGUUUGUCAGUAAAGGGAAACACAGACGAGGAUGCCGUGCUCUGCACCUCAGAUAAGACGUAUGCUAUUCGUUCCGUGGUUCUAUCAAACUCUGUACUCGUGACCACUCCUGGUCUGGAUAAGGAUGGCAAGGUCACUGUGGAGAUACGCGAUCAAUUGAACGAAGUUUUAGAACUUGUUCCAUCUGUCCCUCGACUCCACAAGUUGGACAGUUUGCUCAAACGUCGAGUGUACGACGAGAACGAUGAGGAGGAUGAGGAGGACGCGGAGACGAGUGGUUACGACAGUAACAACGGGCAGAAAUUGUCCUACGAUGAGGCUAAAGAGACUCUUCAGACGAGCGACCUUGAAUUGGCUGAAGGACUCAAGAAGAGACGAGAUCUCCGUCCCGUAGCACCAUCAUACCUUAAAACAGUACUUGAACUUCUCCUGACCCAUCUCGUAUCAUUGGCACAACCACAUGCAGCUGCGUCAUUGGAACAGCUCUCGUCUGCCCUGGAAUACGAAUACGAUAUCCGAAAGGAUGUUUGCACGCAAGUUGUAUCUUGGUUUGGAGACAUCGAGGAUGGAAAGUGGAAGAUGGACGUCCAGGCCGUUGUUAAGGAGAUUGGACUAGGAAUUUUACGACCGUUCCGAGAUGAGCCGAUUUCGCGAAGCGAGUUCUUGACAAAGUGGGGCAAGGCAGUCGGCGACACGUUCGAGGCCUCCAUCUCGCUCGACCUACUCUCGGGAAACUAUCUAUCGAGUAUGGACAUGCUGAAGAACGUUCCCGUGAUGAUGCUCACAUAUUUCCCCUCCUCUGAACUCCCCGUCGAUCCCGCAGCGCGCUUCAUCGAUCUCUUCCUUACUCGCUCGCGAUGGAAAGCAAACGAGAUCGCGCCCUUCCUCACAGACAUAGUGGUGGACUCGAAGGAACGAGACAAGCUCCUACUUCAGUUCGCUAGGGCAGUGACAGAUGCGGAUGGUGUAUGGUACACAGCGCGAGCAAAGUACAACGGGUAG